AUGAUCAUCGGCGUGGGACUAUUAACACUUGGGCUCUCCUUAAUCUCGAUCCGGUCGGCUUCUUCCUUCCAAUCUACAGCGCCUACGUCUUGGGGAAAGCGAUCGGCAAGAAAUGAAGAAUCUAUUUACCACCUCAGACUGGCUUCUACUUCCGCCAAGGCUAUCCCUGGUACUGCAAAACUAGGUACCCCAUGGGAGGAACUUGGGUUCGAAUUCAGGCAAACCAAUAGCCAUGUUCGCGUCACUUUUAAGAAUGAUGAGUGGGGCGAACCCGAACUCGUGAAGGAUCCUUACAUCGAUUUGCACAUUGGGGCUACAGCACUUCACUAUGGCCAAUCAUGUUUCGAAGGACUGAAGGCUUUCUGUCACGAAGAUGGAGAAGUUUAUGUUUUCCGUCCAGAUGAAAAUGCCAAGAGAAUGCAAUCUAGUUGUCGCAGAACCAUGAUGCCUGAGCUUCCUACUGAGAAAUUUCUAGAGGCAAUCCAAAAGGUUGUUCAGGACAACAUCGAAUAUGUUCCACCGUAUGGCUCUGGAGGUGCCCUGUACAUCCGCCCUCUGUUGUUUGGAUCUGGUCCACGAAUCGGUUUGCAGCCUGCCGACGAAUAUACUUUCUUGAUCAUGGUCAUUCCCGUUGGUGACUAUUACAAGGGUGGAUUGUCAUCUCCCGUAGAUGCGCUGAUUAUCGAGGACUUCGAUCGUGCUGCCCCUCAGGGAGUCGGGGCAGUAAAGGUUGCUGGCAACUAUGCUGCCGACCUUUUGCCCAACAUGCUGAGCAAGAAGAAGGGUUAUCCUAUUGGUCUAUAUUUGGAUUCUAAGACACAAACUGUUGUCGAGGAAUUUAGCACGAGUAACUUUGUAGGAAUCGACAACUCGCAAAAGAAGUAUGUGACACCAAUGUCACCAUCGGUUUUGCCUUCGAUUACAAACAAGAGUCUUAUGACUAUUGCAGAGGAUGAGGGACUAGCUGUUGAAACGAGAGACAUUCCUGUUGACGAACUCAAGUCUUUUGACGAAGUCUUGGCUGUUGGUACUGCUGUUGUUGUCACUCCCAUUGGCAGCAUCACCAGACUGGACAAUGAAGGAUCUGAAUUGAGAUACGAGUUUGGUGACAAGCAAAUUGGUGAUACUACGAAGCGAUUAUACCAAAAGGUCCGUGCGAUCCAAAACGGAGAAGAGGAGGACAAACAUGGCUGGAACUACAAGAUCAUCAACGAGUAA
Molecule: messenger RNA, 1218 nt
Organism: Cylindrotheca closterium
Lineage: Eukaryota; Bacillariophyta; Bacillariophyceae; Bacillariales; Bacillariaceae
Source: the annotation of a GenBank genome assembly